This is a messenger RNA of Linnemannia hyalina, 999 nucleotides long. NCBI's taxonomy places the organism in Eukaryota, Fungi, Mortierellomycota, Mortierellomycetes, Mortierellales, Mortierellaceae. The record is from the annotation of a GenBank genome assembly.
AUGGACCACGAUGGUAUAGAGAACAUUAUCCGGACGCGGUUAAGUGUCAACGAGAGACCUCUGAGGCGACUGAGCCAGCGUUUUCAGAAAUGGUCCGGAGUCCUCGUCACAGGCUCUCAGGAGGAUAUUGAGGAUGGUUUUCAAGCACUGUUGAUGGAGAUCUCGCAGUUCGAGCUCGGACUUUCAAAAUCAACAUUGGUGACAGAGAUGGCCGAGCGGGAAAGACUACACUACCAGGAGGAACAAAACCAGAUCGAGGACAGUAUUGCCCUUUCUCAUGGGGAGCUCGAGGCCCUCGCCCGUGAACUUGAAGGAGCCAAGCAGGAACGCGCCAACAAGAUCGAGUAUGACCAAUUGGCGACCCAGGUCCUUCAGUUCCCUAGCCGCGAGUCUAGCCAACAGUCGAUCGCUCAACUGAACGCCGAGAUUAUGGGACUGGAAAACGAGGCAACCCAGCAGAGCCAGUUAAUGGAUCUGAGGAAGAAACAGUUCUUUACGGCCUUGUUAUGUCUGCAGAGUACACAGGAGUCCAUUCGGGAGGAUCGGCGCGAGGAGGAGAAGAGACUGUACCUCAAACGGUCCCAUAAUGAUGACCCUCUGGAGGACCAUGAGGAGGAUGAUGAGGGAGGAUUUGUCGAGAGUAUGGAUGGUGUUGUGGCGUUGGACGGUGAGCAUGGACUUGGGACACCUCAGUUAGCUCCCGCAUUAGAACGCGUACUUUCUCAGGACGCACACGGUUCUGCCUCGCCCAGUCUCAACCGUAGUCGACGUGGAUCUGUAAGUCCAGGAGGGGUUGGAGCAGAAGGGUCAGAGACAUUAAUAGGUGGUGGUGUGGAGGGGGAAGUGUUCAUGUUGGACCUUCAGUCCAGUACGCCACGAGGAGGAGGAAGCACAGGAACGCCUGGAAGGACCAACCACCUCGCCACUCCAACACCACCGAUGCGGUCUCUGACGGGCACACCCAACCCUUCCGACACCGCCAUGGACACCUUUCCAUAG